AUGGAAUCCACACAAAAUUAUCUGCAUGAAAGAAGCGGCACACUAGGGAGGACCUGGUUUGAUACCAAGAACCCUAAAAGCCACAUGAUUCUCACUCCACCGAGAAGAAUCCAAAUGACAGACAGCAAUAGCUUCACUUUUAUCCCCAUAUUCACCAUCCAAAGAAGCCCUAAAAACCCUGCUUAUACUUUCUUGAUAAUGGCAGUAGAAUAUUGUUUAUGGGUAUGGUAUGGCAUUGUAUGGCAUGCAACUGAUUUAGGGGCUGAAAUUUCUUGGAUUUUCAUUAUGCUUGGGCUUGUGGUGAAUCCUGAGAAAAAGAGAACAAUUCAAGAAGAUUUGGGAGUUUUUGUAAUGCAAAAGGAGUUGAAUCAGCUUCUUGUUGGGAGAGGAAAUGAGGAGAGGAAUUAG
Messenger RNA from Fraxinus pennsylvanica, 408 nucleotides. NCBI's taxonomy places the organism in Eukaryota, Viridiplantae, Streptophyta, Magnoliopsida, Lamiales, Oleaceae. The record is from the annotation of a GenBank genome assembly.